Messenger RNA from Paramacrobiotus metropolitanus, 1343 nucleotides. RefSeq lists its product as uncharacterized. The coding region runs from base 79 to 1107 and encodes 342 amino acids. The transcript has 4 exons. Lineage: Eukaryota; Metazoa; Tardigrada; Eutardigrada; Parachela; Macrobiotidae. The record is from RefSeq and is a predicted model, not a curated record.
UAACAAUUGCAGUACUCUUUUUCUGAUUUUUUAAGUACCUUUUCAUUUUAAACAUACAGUAAGCGUAACUUGUUAAAAAUGACCUGGGCGAGAGCAUUUCCAUAUAGAACAUGCAUUAUCACCAUCGUAAUGCUGGGAGUGCAGUCGUUGAAACCCCUUCUGCGGGAAAGCUCCGAUUGGUGCGCGAACAGCAAUGUGACGUCCAGUAUGCCGGCACCGUCAUUUGCACCCACUUCCGUUCACAAAGAGCCCUUUCCCAACUUUGACUGCCAGCCGAUGAAGCAGGAUGAAUGUGAUAAUAUGACCUUACUCAUGAUCCCGGAUUGCGUGGGUUGGUCCGUGGUGGACAUCAAUCUCAAGCACCCAAACCGAAGUCAAAGCCCGCGAAUUUUCCGCAACAUCAGCCUGGGCAUAGCCACAGUCCGGGAGAAUCGCGCUGUCCGGUUGGGUCUGUACGACACCUACCUAACCAUGACAAAGAUGGCCCUGGCGGUAGACUUCCGCUACCUCCCUGAAGGAAUGUUCAUCCACCAGGCGAUAGAUCCCAUCCGACGCAAUGUUAUCGAAUUCACUUUGUACAACUGUCAUCACCGCUGCACCGGCAAAAUGCCAACCUUGAACUUUACCAGUCUCCUGAACUUCACCAUCAAUAAAUGCGACUACAGUUACCGGAAACCGUUAUCGGUGCGCCGCGAUGAUUUUGUCCAGAACCCACAUUUGCGUUCCAUCAUAUUCAGUGAUUGCGUCACCAUGGAGCUGGAGCCGUAUACCUUCACACAUAUUCCAGAUCUGCGUUUGCUGGCACUGGAGAAUGACUUCUUCCACUCCUUCUGGAUGGAGGAAGAGGGUGCUCGGGAUAAACAACUGCGUCUGCGCCACUGUGAUUGUGAAUACGCCUGGUUGCGGGAUUUUCUCCGGGUCAAUCCCGAGUUAAUUGCACCGAAGACCGCCGGCCAGCUGUAUGAAGUCUGUCAGGCUGUUAGUCCGGUGGUUAUAAAAGAAGACAUUUUCGUGCCCAUUGACUGCAGGAAGCCGGAACUUCCUCAAAAGAAGAAUGGAGUUGAUUGGAAUGAAACUCGCUUUGCCUUUAACAGUGAUCCCCAAUAAUUUUUUACUCAUUACACUGAAUAACAGCAAUAAAUAUUUCUACUGAGAAAGUACACUCGCUUUUGCUGGCUGCAUGACCCAGGCGUAUAACUUUUAAUGGUUUGUUUGCUCAUCUUUCGCAAUAACUGCUUAGUUUUUAAAGGCACAAAGGUGAAUACGGAUAAGUUCUGCCUCUGACUUUUAACGCCGGUAAAUUAUUCGCAGUAAGAUUAUAAUAAUAAGAUGAAGAAAACCUA